Thalassophryne amazonica is the source of this 3328-nucleotide messenger RNA. RefSeq lists its product as uncharacterized. Gene Ontology annotation, cellular component: membrane; extracellular region. Bases 130 to 2250 code for a protein of 706 amino acids. Gene Ontology annotation, molecular function: lipid binding. The transcript has 15 exons. NCBI's taxonomy places the organism in Eukaryota, Metazoa, Chordata, Actinopteri, Batrachoidiformes, Batrachoididae. Gene Ontology annotation, biological process: lipoprotein metabolic process; lipid transport. The record is from RefSeq and is a predicted model, not a curated record.
UGGGACAUCUUCAUUUUAACAAGCAUGUGAACACAUGGUAGAAACGCUCAGCUGCAUGUUGGUACAACAAUCAGAAACAAAACAGAAAACUAAAAGAAAAAGGACUGAUACCAGUGACCAAAGUGGAACAUGAUGUCUCCUCUGUCAGACGAAGGCCAAUCAGAGGUUACAUUUAAGAUUCAACCUCAUCCCGAGACUAAAAUCCAACAUAACACGCAGUGUGACAACACAGAGGAAACUGAUGAUACAACGAAAGAAGUGAGUUGUUCACAAGACACAAACCCAGAAGACGAUGAGUCCCCUCUUCCUGUCCAUCCUCCUCCCAGUCCACCAAUAAACAAACGUGCGAUUUCCACUGAAGACGCAGCAACUGAUGAAAGUCCAGAGCCAACUCCUCCACCUGUCCAUGAUGAGAAAACAUCUGCUGCUCUUUGUGUGCCUCCUCCACGCCCUCCUCCACCUGCCCUCUACUGUGACAGAGCACGUUCUGGAAAGAGGACUGAGGAGGACCUGCUGUCCAAAUGUUCAGUGACCAGAUCGCAGUCCUCAUCACCUAUCUAUGAAGAACUGAUGAACUUCUCUGUAGCUCAUGAUGAAUCGAGUUGUUCAGAAAACACAGAAGAUGAUGAGACUCCUCUUCCAGUUCGUCCUCCUCCCAGUCCACCAAAAAGCAAACGUGUGAUUUCCACUGAAGAUGCAGCAACUGAUGAAAGUCCAGAUCCAGCUCCUCCAGCUGUCCAUGAUGAGAAAACAUCUGCUGCUCCUCGUGUGCCUCCUCCACGCCCUCCUCCACCUGCCCUCUACUGUGACAGAGCACGUUCUGGAAAGAAGACUGAGGAAGACCAGCUGUCCAAAUGUUCUGUGAUCAGAGUGCACUCCUCGCCACCUAUCCACAAAGAACUGGUGAACUUAUCUGCAGCUCAUGAUGAAGCGACCUCAGAUGUGGGUUUUGCUCGGGCCCAGUCCUGCCCUGCUCGAUCUAUGCACCUACCAGCACGCUGCACCACAGUGGUAUACGGCGCUGAGCAUCACCAGAUCACAAAGGCACACUCAACUUUGUUCACUCUGCCAGCCCGGCAAUCAAAAAGCACACUGCACCAACCAACCAGCAUGUCAGAGUGCAGUCAGCUUGAGGACCGGCCAUACCUGCACGUACUACCAGACAAAAAUACGAUCUCAAGACGAAGGCCACCGACAUUCAACCCGCCAGCUCCGCCUACAACAGAGACACAGUCUGAUACAGAAUCAGUGUACAGUAAGAUCAGCUAUCGUCCCUCCGUGCGCAGUUUUUCAGAUGAUGAUGAUGAUAGGAUGUCUCAAGGCAGAUCAACGCCUCUUUUUGGACAAUAUCAAAGUGCAUAUUUCCCUCCCCCUCAGUCAGCCUCAGAGGAUACAGAGGUAAGGCCUGAGGAUAUUGAAGGGAUGUUACGAUGGUUGAAAAGAGUAUCAAAAUCCAGUUAUCUGGCUCCAUCAAAGUACAACAUGGACAUUGAAGAUGAAAUCAGAGAAUGUAACGAGAGAGCUGCAGAUGUGAAAAAGGCUCUGCGUCUCUACAACCUCCUCAUGAUGAAACGCAAUGAAAAGCUGAGGGACUAUAUCUCAGAAUUUAUCACCAUCUCAGACACUCUGGACAAAGUCCACAAAAAGAACAAAACCAUAGGCAUUGCUGGAGGGACCACGGGUGCUGUGGGCGGGAUGACGGCAGUGGUGGGACUCGCCUUGGCUCCCGUGACCCUGGGCGCCUCACUAAUUGCGACAGUCGUUGGUGCUGGUAUGGUGGCAUCAGCGGGGGGCAUGGGGGCCCACGCUGCCAAGGCCAGUAAGAAGAUUGUGAACAAAAAGUCAGUGGAAAAUCUGGUGUGCAAUUACAUGACAAACAUUGUUGACAUUGAAUUUUGUCUCAUAUUUAUCCUGUGUGCGAUGAAUGAACUGCGGAGACAUGACCUCGCCAGGUUGCACAGAGCAGGGGCCCCGGCCAAUGCCCUGAAGAUGACACAGCUGUCAGAGCAGGUGUUUAUGGACAGUAUGAGCAACACUCAGAGGAAACCUGCUGCACACACUGGCGGGAUGUCUUCUGAAAAACUGCUGAAGGCUUUUGAUAAAGAAAUCGAUAUGUAUUUUUCAGAGAGAAAUGGUCAGAAAUUGAAGAAGUCGUGUCAGAGCAAGUUUUCAGGCAGAGUCCGUCUGCUGGGUGUGAGUCUGCAGGAGGAGCUGGAUUAUCUGAAUCACAUGUGGGAAAAGUUCAGCUGAGAGAGAGGGCAGGGGGCUGUAUUUGUGCAGUCAGUAUGUCUUCAUAUAAAUAUAUAUUUAAUAUGUUUUAAUAAACGUGGUAGUUAUAAUUCUCUUUACUACGACCUCUAAUUGAGCUAUAAAAUUGUGACCCUGCCACUGAAGUGCCAGACGGUUUGUUUAGAACGUCUCAACACUAAAAUCGAAAGACCUCUUGCUUAAUGAACACAAUAGCAAAUGAUUUUUGCACCUACCAGAUUCUUAAAGGGGUCAUGUGAAUGGCAUAAUGAUACAUACUUUAUUGGAUUAAGACUAUUAUUACGCUGCAAAAACGGAUAUGUAAGAAAGUAGAAAAGACUUGUUUAAAGAAAAUUUGACUUAAUUUUUGUCUGAAUAGAAAAUCUUGUAAAGCGUUUUUUACAGAAGAAAAAAUGUCUUAUUUUGGGAAAGCGUAUUUUACGUUUUCCAGUUAAUAUGUAUUCCUUAUUACAUGUCUGUUUAUGUAUCACGCCCUGUAUCAUGCCCCAAUGUAUCUGUAUCAACUUGAGGCCGAGGGCUGAUACAGAUACAUUGGGGCGUGAUACAGGGCGUGAUACAUAAACAGGCAUGUAAUAAGAUAUUUAUCAGAUAUUACAAGAAAAAUAAAGAAAAAGAACCAUAUAAUUAUCGUCAACUCCAUUUAAUAACAACUCAUUUACUCACUACACCAACAGCGUUCAUUCAACACUUGUACUAAUAAUAAAUAGCAUAAUGAGUAGGUCUGAUCUAUUCAUGGUUUUAGAGUAUCCCAGAAUCCUUUGCGCGCUGGGGAGGAAGGCUUGAUAAUGGCUCAGCUUAAUGUUAACUUUAACAUUGAAAAUGCCAUAGGCAUGCUAACACAUUAGCAUCUGUCCCGUUUUUAAGUUAUAAAAUAUCAACUGUUUCAGAAGACCAUAACAGGUUGGUUUAACAUAAAAAAGAUAAAUAGUACCCACAGACAUACGCUCUUUAGGGUUUUAGCGGGGAAAAAUUAAGAUAAAGUGAAAUUUAAAAAAAAUAACCAACAAAGCAGCAUAUCGAAGAUCAAAGCACUGCUUCAUUGGUUCAAGGUUCAAAGCAA